Messenger RNA from Dendrobium catenatum, 1688 nucleotides. Its product is annotated as disease resistance protein RGA2-like. Gene Ontology annotation, biological process: defense response to other organism. Gene Ontology annotation, molecular function: ADP binding. The transcript has a single exon. The record is from RefSeq and is a predicted model, not a curated record. NCBI's taxonomy places the organism in Eukaryota, Viridiplantae, Streptophyta, Magnoliopsida, Asparagales, Orchidaceae. Bases 1 to 1602 code for a protein of 533 amino acids.
AUGGCGGAUAUGUCUCUUGAUCCAAUUAUGGAGAAGCUCAUCAGCGCUGGCUUGCGUUACCUGAAAGAUCAAGUCACAUGGAAGAAACGCACGAAGGAGGACCUGGAAAAGCUGAAAGAGAUUCUCCCCCAGAUCCAAGCUGUCGUCCGCUUUGCUUCUAGCCAAGAGCAGAUCACAGAAGGCUAUCCGGAUCUUAACAAAUGGCUAUGGCAGCUACGAGAUGCCAUUGAUGAUGCAGAUGACGUGUUGGACGAGCUGGAGUACAUGGAACUGGAAAAACAGGUGACCAAAAACAAGAAGCUGAGAAGGGUGCGUUCCAUCAUGAAAUCCAUGAAGAAAAGACUUGUCAAAAUUAUCAAACGUGCUCUGAAAAUAGAUCCCAACUUGAAGCGACUGGAUGAGGCUGUGCAGAAACUUUAUAGAGUUUCAACUAAUGUUGCUUCUUUCCUUACUCUUGUAAAAGACGCAAAUCAGGAGCAGCAGCUUGAGCAGUACAGAGCGCGUGAAACGGGAUCCUCGCCUAAAAAUGAUCUCAUCGGUCGAGGCAAGGAGAAGGAGCUUGUUAUGAAGUGGCUGAGGAAUCCAUCAAAUGAGCCUCGGGAAACUGAUUUGUACAGAAACAUUUCUCUUCUAUUUAUAGUGGGCCAUGGUGGUAUGGGGAAGACAACUCUAUUGCAACAUGUUUAUAAAGAUGAAAUUACAAAAGAAUUUGAUCUUAAAAUGUGGGUUUGUGUUUCCAACAACUUUGAUGUGAAAAAAGUCAUUGCAGAUAUGUUGGAAUCUCUUAAGAAUGAGAGGCCUCGUUUGGAGACACUUGUGGGACUUCAAAGGCGUGUCGAGGAGGAGGUGAUGUCCAAAAAGUUCUUACUUGCGCUGGAUGAUAUUUGGGAGGAGGAUGAGGAGAACCGCGAUAUCAGCAAAUGGGAGGAUGUGCUCGCUCCUCUAGCUUCUGGGGGUUUUGGUAGUAAGAUUCUGGUAACAACUCGAACGGAGUCAGUUGCACUGAUGUUUGCAAAGGUAAUUAAAAAGAAAAAUGAAAUAUUUAAAUUGGAGGGCCUAGAGGAAGAUGAGUGUUUGAAGCUCCUCAACUCUCAUGCAUUUGCUGGUGUAAAGAACCCCUCUGAUGAUGAUCAUAAAAAAUUAAGAGCCAUUGCUGGAGAGAUAGUUAAAAAGCUUUUAGGAUCCCCAUUGGCAGCUAAAGUCAUUGGUGGUGUUCUGAAUGACAACUUGAAUGAAAGGCAUUGGAUGACAGUUCUAGAAAGCAAUUUAUUGGAUCAGAAUUCUAUCCAUUCCAUCUUAAGACUGAGCUAUAUAGUUCUGUCAAAUCAUCUACAAAAUUGUUUUGCAGUUUGUUGUAUGUUCCCACAAGAUCAUGAGUAUGAUAAAGAUGAUUUAGUCCGAAUGUGGAUUGCAUUGGGUUUCAUUCAGCCGACUCAAGGAAUGACUAUGGAGGAUAUCGGAGGAAGGUAUUUUGAUGUUUUAGUCAAAAAAGCUUUAUUUGAUAAGGAUGGAGAUGACUACAAGAUGCAUGAUUUAAUACAUGAGUCGGCAUCUAGAUUUUUUGCACAGGUAUGCGGCAAACUUGUGGAUGAUGAAGAGUGAUCUUUCAAAAUUCCUGAGACUCUUCGACACUUGUCUGUUCAAACUACAAAUCCAAACAUCUUUAAAAAGAUUGAGAAGUUUAAACA